CAUGGAUGCUCAGUCCCGCCUUCGCGUCCUGAGUGCGUUCUGGCAUUGGUGGAGAUGCCUGGGAGACCUCGGUGUCCAGAAGGGAUCCCCGGCUCUCUUGGGCUAGGCAGGGCGGAUGGCGACUGUCAAAAGGAAAUAGGAUCAUGGCAGCAGAUGAUGACAACGGUGAUGGAACAAGUUUAUAUGAUGUAUUUUCUGCUUCUCCUCUUAAAAAUAAUGAUGAAGGUUCUUUGGACAUAUAUGCUGGAUUGGACAGUGCUGUUUCUGACAUUGCGUCCAAAUCAUGUGUGCUAUCCCGAAAUUGUUUGGAUUUAUAUGAAGAAAUCCUGACUGAAGAAGGAACUGCAAAGGAGGCAACAUAUAAUGAUUUGCAAGUAGAAUAUGGUAAAUGUCAGCUGCAAAUGAAAGAGCUGAUGAAAAAGUUUAAGGAAAUACAGACACAGAAUUUCAGCUUAAAAAAUGAAAACCAAUCUCUUAAGAAGAAUAUUUCAGCACUUAUCAAAACCGCUAGAGUGGAAAUAAAUCGCAAAGAUGAAGAAAUAAAUAAUCUUCACCAAAGAUUGUCCGAAUUCUCACAUUUUCGAAAUAAUCACAAAACUGCAAGGGUAGCAGAUAUAGUUAAAACAAAAGAUCUUAAAUCCAGGUCUCCCCAUUUGGAUGAUUGUUCAAAGACUGAUCUCAGAGUGAAAAGUGAUGUUUCUAAAGAUGGACAUCAUAGCACUUCACUGCCAAAUCCCGAAAAGGAAGGAAAAUCAUAUUGUGAAAAAAAGAGCACUUUGUAUUUGCCUCCAUCUAUUGAAAAACACUGCACCAAUGGCAUUUGGUCACGUUCCCAUUAUCAGGUUGGUGAGGGUAUUUCAAGUGAAGAUAAUAGAAGAGGGAGAAAAGAUAUUAGACAUAGCCAAUAUAGCAGAGGAACUGAUAGAAUAUGGAAAGACUUAAAUACUAGUUGUGGUGAUGGUGAACCAAGGAACAUAGAGACUAGUCAAAGGCUACAAGGACGUCCUGAGAAAUAUGGUAAAGGUGAACCAAAGGCUGAAAGCAAAAAUUCAAAGUUCAAAAGUAACACAGAUUUGGAUUAUAAAAAUGAACGAAUUAGCUCUUCUUGGGAGAAAGAGACCUUUAGAGAAAGGUCAUACACUCGAAUGGACUCUCAAAGUGACAAAAAACUAGAAAGACAAAGUGAAAGAUCACAAAAUACAAAUAGAAAAGAACUUAAAUCACAAGACAAAGAAGAAAGAAAAGCUGAUCAAAAAUCUAAAUCUGUAGUAAAAGACCAGGAUCACUGGAGAAGAUCUGAACGAGCAUUACUUCCUCAUUCCAAGAGUGAAAUAAAAUCUUCUCAUAAUUCAAGUAAAUACCAUCUAGAAGAGAGAAGAGGAAGGGAAGAUUGUAAAAGAGAUAGAGGUGUAAGUAAUCAUAGUUUUCAAGAAGGAAGAUGUCCAUCCUUUCUUUCAUCCAGUAGAGCUCAUAAACACAUUGACUCCAAGGAAGUUGAUGCUGUGCACCAAUGGGAAAAUACACCUUUAAAAGCAGAACGGCAUAGAACUGAAGAUAAGAGGAAAAGAGAACGAGAAAGCAAAGAAGAAAGUAGGCAUAUAAGAAGUGAAAAAAGAACACCUACAGAACAUUUGCAGAAGACUAACAAAGAAAUUAAGAAAACCACUACUGAUUUAAAGAGACAGAAUGAGCCAAAAAGUGAUAAAGGUGAAGUCUCUAACACUGAUGUUUCUCAAGGAACAGAUAAUAAAGAGCUUGUAAUUAAAGCUGACAUUGGUCCAAAUGAAACAAAAGACUUAAAAUUGAGUUUUAUGGAAAAAUUGAACUUAACUCUUUCUCCUGCUAAAAAGCAGCCUGUUUCUCAGGAUAACCACCAUAAGAUAACCAGUAUCCCCAAAUCCAGUGGAAUAUGUGAUUUGGAGUGCUUGGUGCAUGCUACAACAGUGACAUGUGUUUCCUUGGUCAAUGAACAUACCACAGAGGAAAUGGAAUCCAAGUUGUCGGAACCAAAGGAUGCUCUUGCAGCUGUAUCUGAAGUCAGGACCAGUAAUCCAGAAAGGAAAAUAGAAGAAGAAAGCAGUUUGUUAGUUAAAUCUGAUGAGAAUACUGUGGAUUGUGAUGUGCCCAUUUGUCAUACAGAGACUUCUUUCUCAGCACCCGUGGAAAUGAAACAAACAGAAUCCAUGUUUCCAUCACCAGCAGAAAAGGAACAAACCAUUAAUGAUACAAAGGCAGCAGUUCCUGUAGUAGUGGACAUAUUACAAACAAAUGUUUCUCAAAACUUUGGCUUAGAAUUGGAUACCAAAAAAAAUGAUGAUGUGAAUUCUUGUGUUUCUGGAGGUAUGGGAAUGAAAGAAGCUUUUUCAAUAGAAGUAGCUGAAUCCAGUGACAGCAUUUUGCAGCCUUCAGUUGAAGAAACUGGCAUUUUGCCAAUAGCCCUUUCAGAAGAUGGUAACCGCAAAUUUGAGCCUUCUCUUGUAGAUACACCACUGGUUGAAAGUAAGUCUUGUUUGGAGCCUUCCUCACUUAAAGAGACACUAGAAUCUUCACUUCAGCAGACUGAAUUAAUGGACAACAAAAUGGAAAUCGGUGAAACAAACUCAGUAUAUAACGAUGAUGAGAAUUCAGUUCUAAGCAUUGACUUUAAUCACCUGAGGCCUAUUCCAGAAGCCAUCAGUCCUCUGAAUAGUCCAGUGAGACCUGUAGCAAAAGUUCUUAGAUUGGAAAGCCCAUCUCAAGUUCUGUUAUGUAAUAACAGUCAUAAAGAUAUAUUUCCACCAAAUUCAGCUCAGUCUACCUCCAAGAGCAAGUCUGAUCUCAAUAAGGAGAAUCAAAAGCCAAUUUGCAAGUCUGACAAAUUUGCAGAUACAGACUCUCAUAAGAACUCAUCUUUAGAUGAAUUAGAAGAAGGAGAAAUUAUAAGUGACAAUGAAAAAUCUAAGCCACAAAAAAGUUUUGAAAAAAGUGUCACACCUAGAACUUCUGCUGAAGUGCAGAACACAAAAACUAGCCCAGGAAGUAGGAAAAGUACUCUGCAUUUGGGUAAAGAGACUAGAAAAACAUCUUCUAUAAAAAUCCAUCAGACCAAAAGCAAAUGGAAUAAAAGACGAAGUGAAUCUAGCAGAUCUUCAAAAACAGAGAAGAAAGACAAGACAAUGAGUACUUCCAGCCUGGAAAAAAUAGUUCCGAUUAUUGCUGCACCCUCUUCUGUACGGGAGAUUAUGCACAUGUUACGAAUGAUAAGGAAACAUGUAAGGAAAAAUUAUAUGAAAUUUAAGGUAAAAUUUUCAUUGAUGCAAUUCCAUAGAAUUAUUGAGUCAGCGACUUUGAGUUUUACAUCACUAAUUAAACACCUUGACUUAUCUAAAAUCUCAAAGUCCAUGGCUACUUUACAGAAUAAUCUCUGUGAUGUUAUAGAAUCCAAGCUUAAGCAAGUUAAGAAGAAUGGCAUUGUGGACCGUUUAUUUGAACAGCAGCUACCAGAUAUGAAAAAAAAACUGUGGAAAUUUGUAGAUGAACAGCUGGAUUAUUUGUUCGCAAAGCUUAAGAAAAUCUUAGUAAAGUUUUGUGAUUCCAUAAACUUUGGCAGUGACAGUGAUGAAGGAAAACGUGAGAAGAUAAAUAAAGAGAAAGCCCAGUAUUCAAAUGGUCAGAAGGGAAAUGUGGACUGCUCCAGCAAGGAAAUGCUGAAAGAGAAAUCCCCCAAAUCAGAAGAUUCUGCUAAUUGUAAGUCUUUACCAGGAUGUAAAAAGUCUGAGGAAAAACAUCAAGACCAAAAUAAUUUCAACAUUAACACAGCAAAGCGUGACAUUAAAAAAAGUUGUAACACUUCCUUCGAUAAUAUUAAGAACUCUCAAUCUGAAGAACACUCCUUGGAACCAAACCGUCCCGGCACCCCAAAGCCAGAAAAAACCGAAGGCAACACCAUCGAAGACACGCAGACAUCCCAGCAUGCAGCUUUGAAGCCAGAGCGCAGUUUUGAGAUUCUCACUGAACAGCAAGCCUCUAGCCUUACUUUUAAUUUAGUGAGUGAUGCCCAGAUGGGUGAAAUAUUUAAAAGUUUGUUACAGGGUUCUGACCUUUUAGAUAACAGCGUUAAUUGUAAUGAAAAAAGUGAGUGGGAGUUAAAGACCCCAGAAAAACAGCUGCUGGAGAGUCUUAAGUGUGAAUCUAUACCAGCUUGUACAACCGAUGAGCUAGUUUCAGGGGUGGUUUCACCAUGUCCUAAAAUGAUUAGUGAUGAUAAUUGGUCAUUAUUAUCAUCUGAGAAAGGCCCUUCUCUGUCUUCAGGGCUUUCGUUGCCAGUUCAUCCUGAUGUGUUGGAUGAAAGUUGCAUGUUUGACGUGUCCACUAAUAUAGCUUUGAGUAAAGAUAAUGUGUGUAGUUCAGAAAAGAGCAAACCCUGCAUUUCCUCCAUACUUCUGGAAGAUCUAGCGGUCUCUUUAACAGUGCCAUCACCUCUGAAGUCAGACGGUCAUCUCAGUUUCCUAAAGCCUGAAGUUUUGUCCAGUUCAACUCCUGAAGAAGUUAUUAGUGCCCAUUUUAGUGAGGAUGCCUUACUUGAGGAAGAGGAUGCAUCUGAACAAGAUAUUCAUUUAGCUCUGGAGUCUGAUAAUUCAAGCAGCAAAUCAAGUUGUUCUUCAUCAUGGACAAGUCGGUCUGUUGCUCCAGGCUUUCAGUACCACCCCAACCUACCCAUGCAUGCUGUCAUCAUGGAAAAGUCCAAUGAUCAUUUCAUUGUGAAAAUACGGCGGGCAGCACCAUCUACCUCCCCUAGUCUUAAACAGAAUGCGGUGGCUGAUGAGUCAUUGGCAUCUUUGCCUGGAGUGGAAAAGGACACUGAUAAAGCAGCAGAGAAAGACUAUGUUUCAUGUCAGAACGGAGUUUUUAAAUCUGCGGAGGAACUAAAUUCUGACAACAAUGUUGAUAGCAGUAAAUCAGCCCAUGAAGAACAGGACUGUAUGAUAGAAACACAGGUUCCCGAUAUAUAUGAAUUUCUUAAAGAUGCUUCAGGUAAAGUGGGCCAUAGUAAUGAAGUGACUGAUGAAUGCUUUAAGUUGCACCAAGUGUGGGAACCAAAAGUACCUGAAAGCAUUGAAGAAUUGCCUCGAAUGGAGGAAAUUUCACAUUCUGUCGAGGAUCAUCUUCCAAACACCUAUAUAGACCUCACGAAAGACUCAGUCACUGAGACCAAAAACUUGGGGGAAUUCAUAGAAGUAACAGUUUUAAAUAUUGAUCAGUUGGGAUGCUCUGAAGGCGGUUUGGAUCAGAGUGCUCAAAUACUAGGUGAAAUGCAGCCCGAUACCGUAGAUGCUUUUAUUGAUUUGACACAAGAUGUUUCAAGUGAGAGUAAAAACGAAGGGAACUGUCCUGCCUUAGCUGUUGAACACUUUGAGUGUCAGGUGAUAUGCGUAGAUGAAGAUAACUGUAAGGAAGAAAAGGUGCAAGUGGCCGACAGGCCUUUGGAAUGCAUUGUUGAGGAAACCUAUAUUGAUUUGACCUCAGAACCUCCCAGUUCACACGAAGUUAAAAAGGAUGAUUUAAAGUCAGAGCCGGCAUCAAAUUCUGAUGAUUCAGUAUUGCCUGGAGCUUUGGAUAAUGCUCCUAAAAAGAGAAAAAACCUUUCUGAUCUAAACCAUUGUAAUAAAAAACAGAGGAAGGAAACAGACUUAAGCAGUAGGGAAAAGACCAAGAAAAUUACCCAAGAUUCUGGUGAGAAUGUUGAAGCUCACCGAAAGAAAGCCAAUAAGAAAAAAGACCCUGCAGUGAGCAAAGAGCCGUCAUCGUCAAGCCCAGGGAUUAAGGAUCUAUCAGCAGCAUCUGCCACAUCUCCUAAAAGCCUUUCUGCAAAGAAUGUUAUUAAAAAGAAGGGAGAAAUUAUAGUUUUAUGGACAAGAAAUGAUGACCGGGAAAUUUUAUUGGAGUGUCAAAAAAGAGGGCCAUCACUGAAAACAUUUUCUUAUUUGGCUGCCAAAUUGAAUAAAGAUCCGUAUCAGGUCUCAGAAAGAUUCCAGCAGUUAAUGAAGCUCUUUGAAAAGUCAAAAUGCAGCAGGUACUAGUACAGUGAACCAGACCUCUCCUGCAGGUGUCUUCACAGAUAAAAUCUGGCAGCAAAAAGCCCUUUUGGGUGAAGAUUUGGGGAAGACAGGAUCAGCUUCCUGGGAAGACAGAUACCCAACUAACUGUGAGAAGUGGUAUACUAGUGUGACAAGCAACAAGUUGGGGCAACAUAAAGGAAGUGCUGUAUGAUAUGGUCCUUGAAGGAUGCCAAGGCAGAGAAGAGUUGGGGAAGGCAUGCGUUCAGCUUCUUGUGGGUAAAUUACUUCUGAAUUUAAUUGAAAUUUUUGGGUAGAUAAUACAUUUGUUUUGUUUAAAAAUCAAGAAGAUAUCAAAUGUAUCCCUCUGAGUCUUGCUCCUGUCUUUUUCUUUGUCCACCCUAUUAGGGAAAUCUCAUAUUAAUUUCUUGUGUAUAUUUUCACUACUACUGUAUACAUUUUCAUUUCGUAUUUUUUCCCUUUUCUUACAAAAAGAUAACACACCUUUUAGAAUUAUGCACCUUGCUAUUUUCAUUUCAUAAUAUAUGAUGGAGAAUGUCCCAUAUCUGUACAUUUUCUUUUUCUUUUGUAUAGCUGGAACUAUACCAAUGUGUGCUUUUGUAUAGCUGGAAAUACACCAUUGUGUGAAUUUAUCAUAGUUAUUUAACCAGUUCCCUGUUGAUGGACAUGCUGGUGUUUCCUGUCUUCUGCAGAUGCAGACAAUACUGUAAUGAAUCACUUCAUACACAUCAUUUCAUACAUGUGCAAGCAUACCUGUAAAUUCUUAAGGUUACAUAGUUAAGAACCAAAGUAGUUAAUUAAAUUAGGUUCAUGAGCACACAUCCUGGGAGAGACACCUGGCUGAAGGUGAGAGGAAAGCACUCUGUUUAUUAAGCAGUGGUGUCUCCUAAAUAUGAGAUGGUUAUCUCUGCAUCUCAUACAUUCAUUAAUCUGAGGUUGGCAUUGUCAUUGAACUUUAUCCUUCCUUCCCUCCUCCCCUCCUCCCCUCCUUCCUUCCUUCCUUUUUUUGUCAUAGACAGUUUUUACAAGUGGAAGGUGGGAUCUAAUUUCAUGCUCCUUAGAACGACCUUUUAAAAAGCACUGAGAGGGCACCUUGGUGGCUCAGUUGGAUGAGCAACUGCCUUCGGCUCAGGUCAUGAUCCUGGAGUCCUGGGAUCGGGUCCCACAUCGGGCUCCCUGCUUGGUGGGGAGUCUGCUUCUCCCUCUGACCCUCCCCCUUCUCAUAGUCUCUCUCUCUCAAAUAAAUAAAUAAAAUCUUAAAAAAAAAAAAAAAAGCACCGAGAAACUAAAUGGUAAAUGGUAAUAGAAUUUGAAGGUGAGUAUUAUUCAAAACUUUAAAAUCCUUACUGGCAAGAUUUAAAGAGAUCAUUUAUGAAAUGACUCUUCCCAAAAAUGCCGUGAUAAUUGAAGUCAGAUGUAUUUUUUUUUUUAACUCACAUAGGAUUAAAAUACAAAAGAUGUUUGAAGCAUCUUCAUUUGUCAAAUUUGUUUCUUCGUUGAAGCAAAGUGUAUGUGGUAAAAAAGUAUAAAAUUCUUUAGAAAGGAAAAACAUAGGGCACUUGGGUGGCUUAGUGGAUUAAAGCCUCUGCCUUUGGCUCAGGUCAUGAUCCCAGGGUCUUGGGAUCCAGCCCCGCAUCAGGCUCUCUGCUCAGCAGGGAACCUGCUUCCCCCCUCUCUGCCUGCCUCUAUGCCUACUUGUGAUCUCUCUCUCUGUCAAAUAAAUAAGUAAAAUCUUUUAGAAAAGAAAAGGAAAAACAUAAUGGGUCACGCGUUAAACUUUAGCCUGGAAUUGCUACUUUUUAAAUGUUUUUCCUGGAGCGCCUGUGGCUUAGUCAGUUAAGCCUCUGACUCCGUUUUCACUCAAAUCUUGAUCUCCGGGUGGUCAGAUCUAGCCCUGUGUUGGUUUCUGCGCUGAGUGUGGAGCUGCUAAAGAUUCUCUCCCUCUUCCUCUGCUCCUCCUCCAUCCUCUCUUGUGCAUGUGCUCUGCCGCUCCCUCUCUCAAAAACAAAUAAAUAAAUAUGUAAGUAAUAAAAUCCAAAGAUUUCUUUAAAAAAGAAUAAAUGUUUUCCUGCUGAAAUUCACCAUCUUUGGAUUUUCUUUUCCUUAUGCAAGUAGAGGGAUUACUUUUAUUUUAUUUUCUAAUUUUUAAUUUUUUUAAGAUUUUAUUUAUUCAUUUGACAGAGAUCACAAGUAGGCAGAGAGGCAGGCAGAGAGAGAGGAGGAAGCAGGCUCCCUGCUGAGCAGAGAGCCCGAUAUGAGGCUCAAUCCCAGGACCCUGGGAUCACAACCUGAGCAGAAGGCAGAGGCUUUAAUCCACUGAGUCACCCAGGCACCCCGAGGGAUUAUUUUUAAAACAAGACUUCAAAAUGAACUCUUCAGGCAAGUCUUUGGACUGCGGGGAGUAGGGAUGUGCAGUAGGUAAGUCUUGGCCCUCAAUCCUGACUGGCUUCAGCCAGAGUGCCUCUUUUUACCAUUUUCCAAAGUGGAAUUCCUAACAGCAGUUGACUUUAGAUUCUGCUUUUACAGUGUUUUGAAAGUCACUCAUCUUGACCUUUUAUUUUGCGGUUCUGUUUUUCUGUAACUGGUGUCAUUAUUUUUUUGGCAUGGUAAUUAAUACCUUUUGUCUGAAGAACGCCAAAUUCUUUGCUAGGAACCUGAUAGGUUAACCCAGUUCCUAUCAUUUCUCACCCUUUUUUUU
Messenger RNA from Mustela lutreola (European mink), 8754 nucleotides. It is a transcript of the gene CASP8AP2, whose product is annotated as caspase 8 associated protein 2. Gene Ontology annotation, cellular component: PML body; mitochondrion. NCBI's taxonomy places the organism in Eukaryota, Metazoa, Chordata, Mammalia, Carnivora, Mustelidae. Gene Ontology annotation, molecular function: transcription corepressor activity. The transcript is spliced from 12 exons. The record is from RefSeq and is a predicted model, not a curated record. Gene Ontology annotation, biological process: extrinsic apoptotic signaling pathway via death domain receptors; Fas signaling pathway. Bases 144 to 6059 code for a protein of 1971 amino acids.